This is a messenger RNA of Staurois parvus, 300 nucleotides long. The record is from the annotation of a GenBank genome assembly. NCBI's taxonomy places the organism in Eukaryota, Metazoa, Chordata, Amphibia, Anura, Ranidae.
AUGAUUAUCUGUGUCCCGGGGACGGGGACCGAAUGUUUGGGGGUAUGGAAAGCUCAUCGCAAUGACAUGGAGAACAUCUAUCCAUUCCUGUUUCUUGGUGCCAUCUACUCCUUGUUGGAUCCCAACCUGAACAUCGCCAGAAUUCAUUUCCUCAUCUUCUUUGUGGGUCGCCUAGUACACACAGUUGCUUAUGUGUUUGCCAUGAAAGCUCCGACACGUUCACUGGCCUACAGCAUCGCUCAGCUUCCCUGCUUCUCUAUGGCUCUGCAGAUCCUCUACUCUGUUACUUCCUACUGGUAA